UUUCAUCAUCCGUCCAUGGAAUAGAGGGGAAAUCACAUUAUUUCAUUAGAUAUUCAAUUUUAAAAUGAGUAAACAUAAGAAGGCAAGACAGUCAGUGGACGUAAAGGGCUCCACUUCCACCGGAAAUACAAACCCCUUCGACAGUAUUAGACGCCAACAACCAAAGAUAUCUAUUAAAGCUGCUAAACCGAGGCGCACGAAAGUAAUAAAGAAGCAUGUUGAAGAUCCGUUUUUCGCUUCUGAUAUCUCUAGACGUUCUCAAAAGCUUGAUUUGUUCGAUCUCAAUAUACCUCUUGAGUUAACCCAUAAAGAUGCACCCAUUGAUCAACACUAUGACGAUACUCUAUCUGAGGAUUCAGAUGAUGGUUUCAGAUAUACAGGUGAACCUGGAGGUUACGCCAAGGCAUUGGAAGAGUAUAAGCGUAGACGUAUUGCUGGAAAAUUGGAAAAAUCAGCUCUACAAGAUUUACGAUCAAAGUUGGAUUCUGAAUUUGAUGAACUCGAUAUGAAUUACUUCAUCCAGCCACGACAAGGAUUGCCUACUAAACCCACUGAACACGAUACUACCAAGUUGCCAAAGAAAGUGGAUAAGUUUUCUGAGAACUUGAAAAGGCUGAUGGCAGCACCGGUGCAAUCAAGAGGUGGAGUGGAUCUGCUUCGUCAGUUUUAUGAAGCGUCAUCCAUAAAAGCAAAGUGUGACAUAGCCAAGAAGUUUGUUAAUAAUCAACAUGUGCCAUCCGAUACCGCUGAUAAGUGUAUGUUGGAAAUAGCAAGGCCGCUUAGCGAUUUAUUGUCAACGCCAUCUGGUAAUAGGGAAUUCGCAUCAUGCAUCGAUACGUUCACUGAAUUCGUACAUUAUCUCUGUCAACGCAGUCCUAAGGAAUAUCACGCUUAUUUUACUCAUUACCUCAAGGGUGUAUACGCAUCUUUUGAACAGGACAGCGAACUUUCUCGUGAGACACUGUUGGUUCUUUACUUUCUCAUUAAGGUUGCGAAGAUUGGAACUGCAUUGUAUAAGGCAGGGCUUAUAGUUUUGGAAAAAUUAAUGCAAGCUUGUGAACCAGAAAGUGAUGAUCACUCGCGAAUUCGCUUAUUGCUAGUUAUGGCUUAUGCUUCGACUCUGGACAGCGGUUUGUAUAUUCCAUUCUUCUUCAAGCUAGCAAUGAAAUGCUGCGUUGCAUGGCACAAAGAGAGAUUGGACACGGUUGAAACCAUUCUAGAUAUGACCAUCGCAUCACUAAAGCUCCUAUCUAACAGUGGAUGCCAUGUCUAUCCUGUAUGUCUACACAUCAUUAGGCCCAACAUCGCAAAGAUUGUAUGUGAUUCACCGAAGCUAGUGCGUCUGAAGGAACUAGUGGAAGUAUAUGCAAAUGUCAAAUUGCUACCCAAUGUGCUGGAUGUCUACAAAAAGCCGGUAAGUCUAUCCUUUACACAUCGUGUUCAUCUUAAGCAGAAAAUUGAACUCCAGAUUCCUAACUUUGACACACCAUCAUCUAAGAGAUACGAUAAAGACUCAACUCUGAAACGUGAAAAGGCUGAAUACAAAUCAUUGAGGAGAGAAUUUAUGCAUAGAGCAGCCAGUGAAGCUAAACAACGUAGUCUCGCGUUGCAACAACGUAAAGCAAAAACACACGAGAAAUAUCGCAAAGUGAUGCGUGAUGCAAUGGUUGAACAGGAUAUGUUGCGCAAAGAAUUCACCAAACCCACUUAAAUAAUUUUCUCAUAUAAAAAUGCUAAGGGGG
Babesia bovis T2Bo is the source of this 1742-nucleotide messenger RNA. RefSeq lists its product as uncharacterized. The record is from RefSeq and is a predicted model, not a curated record. Bases 65 to 1711 code for a protein of 548 amino acids. Lineage: Eukaryota; Apicomplexa; Aconoidasida; Piroplasmida; Babesiidae. The transcript is spliced from 3 exons.